Messenger RNA from Polypterus senegalus (gray bichir), 5177 nucleotides. It is a transcript of the gene inppl1b, whose product is annotated as inositol polyphosphate phosphatase-like 1b. Gene Ontology annotation, molecular function: protein binding; phosphatase activity. The transcript is spliced from 27 exons. The coding region runs from base 932 to 4651 and encodes 1239 amino acids. The record is from RefSeq and is a predicted model, not a curated record. Gene Ontology annotation, biological process: phosphatidylinositol dephosphorylation. Lineage: Eukaryota; Metazoa; Chordata; Cladistia; Polypteriformes; Polypteridae.
UCAUUGUUUGCUUCCUUAAUAUUUGCUCUGCCGCCUGUAACAUCUGCUAGUGGAGGGUGCCGGCGAGGCGGGGAGGGGGAAAACUGGUUGUCCUCUUUGCUUGAUUUAAAAAAGGAAAGAAAAAAAAACAGCAGAGGCAACCUGAUGAGCAGACUGGCGCUGGAUGAAGGAAAGCAAGGAGAGAAAAAAAUAAAAUAACUGAAGAAAUGCAUUAGCGCUUACUCAUUUCCUUGGAAACCAAAGGCGGCAUUUUACUGGGCUUGGUGAGGCCUCUGCCUGUUUUAUUGCUAAUCCCCAAACUUUGUUUCUUUACUUAGCUUCAAUGAAGUUCAGACAUGAUAUACUAACUUUGGGAUAAAAUGCAUGUGGCAGCAGAGAUUUGACAUUGCAGGACUAAAUCAAUUCUACCUUUUUAGCUUUUGAUUUUUUUUUUUUUUGCUGUACCAAACAGUCAGCAAGAGGAAUCUGUCUUGGCUGCCUCAAAUUACUCCUUCAAGAAUGCCAGUUGUACAGUCCAAUGUAAAGGCAGCAGGAUUGGCCCUUGUUUGUACCGGGAAUGAGGGCCAGUUAAGCUCGGAGGCUGUUUUGCAUUUCAGGAAGGAGCUGCAUGGAGCCAGGCAAGCUAUGUAGCUGCAACCAAAGUUCUGCUAUUGGACACAAACCUGCUCUUCCAAUCUGUUGCAUGUCAUCAAUAAUGGACCAUCUGUAUGUGUUGCCUUUCAAAUGUGCGUCACCUAAAACCUGGCCUGCUGUUAAAGAAGCUGGAGUUUUCAGUGUGAAUUAAGGAGCUACAUAACCUACCCUUAAAGCAAGUCAGUUUACCUACACCUUGGAGCUUCACCUUCUCAGUGUUCUUGAGCAGAUGGCCACCCCUUACUGGAUGGUUCCGCAGCAAUUCAGGGAUUGCUAUUGGAUUAAGUGAGAAUUGAGCAUGACAACUGCAGCCUGGUACCACCGUGAUAUCAGCCGAGUGCAUGCAGAAGAUCUUCUGGCCAAAGCUGGCAGGGAUGGCAGUUUUUUGGUGCGGGAUAGUGAGUCUGUGCCCGGUGCCUAUGCACUCUGCCUGUUAUUCCAGCGUCAUGUCCACACAUACCGAAUUCUUCCUGAUGAGGAUGGAUUGCUGGCUGUGCAGACUUCACAAGGAAUUCAGGUCAACUGCUUCAGGACACUGGCAGACUUAGUCUUAGGGUACCAGCAACCUCAUAAAGGUCUGAUAACCCCUUUGUUGUAUCCAGUGCUUCGUGAGACUGAUCCUGGGGAUGAAGGAGGCAGCUCAGAUGUUGACGAUGACCGUGCUGUACCUACUACAUCCCAGAAUGUAAUACAAAUGACAUCAAGUAUGAGGGUUACAUCUGAGCCGCCUCCAAGCAGUCGAGUACCUCUACCCCACAUCCUUCAACAGAGGCUCCAAGAUCUCUCGAGCACUAGCAUGACAAGUGGAAUGGUUAGUCUGGUGAAUGAAUACCUCAGGACUCAACUCCAGCUGGACCUAGACGGCCUAAGGAAUGGCAAUCCAAAUCUGCAGCACUUUAAUCGGGCUUUAGCUACUGCCUGUAGGAGCCUUCACAGUGAAAUUGACUUGACUCUUUCCAGUCUUGAGACUUUGGCCAAAGUCUUUGAUCACCCCUGUCCCAAUGUGACUAAAAUGCAGGGAGCAGCAGAGAGUGGUGAGUCUGACCUGGAGAGUCUCCUGAAGAAAAUCUCUUCCCUCUGCAGUCUACUGUCAUCCUUGGAACAGAAGGUGUUAAAGGCUCUACAGGAAGCAGUGUCCAACCACAGCUUGGCUAUUUCAGAAACAAAAACCCGCUUACCUGGUAAAGAUGUGAGGUCAACACAUAUGCACACCUUUGAGGUGAAGGUAGGGAGAUCUGGAAGAUUGAUAAUGACAGUUGAUGUUGAUGGAGGUCGUCUGAUGGUCAGGAAACAUUCAGGAGCCCUUCAGACAGAGAUAUUUUCUCAUGACAAGAUUUUACAGCUUGUCAAGUAUGGUCGUUCCCAGAACCGCCUGCAGAUUGUCCUGGAUACACAGAAGAAUCAGCUACGGGAAGUGGUAUUUGAAAAUGCCAGAAAGCGGGAAGCGUUUUGCCAGCUACUACAAAUGAUGAAGAUGAGGCAUUCAAAUCAAGAUGAACCGGAUGUGAUCUCUGUCUUUGCUGGCACUUGGAACAUGGGGAGCACGCCUCCUCCACGUAGUCUUGCCUCUUGGCUGACCUCAGCUGGUCUGGGGCGGAUUUUGGAUGAGACGAUGGUCCAGGUGCCGCAUGACAUUUAUGCAAUUGGGACUCAAGAAAAUAUUUUGGGAGACAGAGAAUGGGUUGAACUCUUGAAAGCAGCCUUGAGGAGUAUUACUAAUAUUGAUUUUAAGUUGGUGGCACUGCAGUCACUGUGGAAUAUCAGAUUGGUGGUACUGGUGAAGCCAGAACAUGAAAAUCGAAUCAGCCAGGUAGACACGGCAAGUGUUAAGACUGGACUGGGCAACACUUUAGGUAAUAAGGGUGCUGUAGGUGUGUCUUUUUUUUUCAAUGGAACUUCAUUUGGGUUUGUCAAUUGUCACUUGACGUCUGGCAGUGAGAAAACCAUCAGACGUAACCAGAACUACCAGGAUAUUUUGCGUCUUCUGUCACUUGGGGACAAACAGCUCAACUCCUUUGAUAUUAGCCUGCGUUUCACUCACCUCUUUUGGUUUGGAGACCUAAACUAUCGGCUUGACCUGGAUGUGCAGGAGAUUCUCAGACAAGUUACCAAACAAAACUUUGCAGAGCUGCUAUGUGCAGACCAGUUAUUCAGAGAACGUGAGAAGCGAAAGGCCUUCCUCCAGUUCAAUGAAGAAGAGAUUACGUUUCCACCAACCUACCGAUAUGAGCGGGGCUCACGGGACUGUUACCUCUGGCAAAAAUGCAAAACUACUGGGGUACGAACCACUGCUCCAUCAUGGUGUGAUCGCGUGCUUUGGAAGUCAUACCCUGAGACUCACAUUACCUGUACUUCUUAUGGCUGCACUGAUGACAUUGCUACAAGUGACCACUCUCCUGUCUUUGGAACAUUCCAGGUUGGAGUAACAUCCCAGUUUAUCUCCAAGAAAGACCCUACUUCGAAUACAGAACAAGCCUGCAUUGUUUUAGACGGAAUUGAUGCCAUUCUUAAGACAAGCAGCAAAUCGAAGUUCUUUAUUGACUUUCAUUCCUACAGCCUGGAAGAAUUCAGGAGAUCAGGGGAGAAUGACUCGCAGAGCAGUGAGAUGAUGGGUUUUCUGAAAUUGUCCUGGUCAGCCAAACAGCUUCCCAAGCUCACUCCAAUCUUGUCUGACAUGGAGUAUCUUCGUGGUCAGCAUUUGCUGAUUUCUAUUAAAUCAAGUGAUGGAUUUGAGUCAUAUGGUGAAUGCUGUAUUGCUUUUCGCUCUCUAAUUGGCAGUACACCACAGCAGUUUGAGACAUUUUUGAUACACCGUGGGGAAGAAAUGGGCUCUGUUCGUGGCUGGAUUCAAGUCUAUGUUCCCAAGGACCACUGCAACACAAGGGAAAGGAUUUAUGAAUGGUUUUGCUUUGAAAAGGAUGAAAGCAGUGGGCAUUUAUCUUCACUUCAAGCCAACAGUGACAGGACCCCUUCUGCUCCACUCGCUGCUCUGCCAAGCAGUUACAUUAAUCCUGCCUACUACAUGUUUGAACAUUUUCCUCCACCAAAGAUGAAGCCUUUAGAUGCCUGUAGCUUUCCUAUGUCUUCUGACUCAAAUGCAGUACCCAGCAAAGACUUCAUAUUAUACCCAAAACUUAUUUCAGGAAGCAAUAAGGGAGGUCAGAAAACCUGCAACUCUAACUUUGCUGAAAUUGAAAUCCCAACCUACCCAUCAAAUUUUGAGCUUUGUAAAGACUUUGGAACUCAAUCAAGUAAGUCCUACCAACUUUUUCCAAAAAAAGAAAAACCUCUCCUUAAUUCAGGGCAAAGAAGGGAAAAUGUGGAAACCAGUCAUCACAAGGAUAAACCCCUCUUUUCCAAAGAAUUCUUCACAGUCCAUAAAAAUCAUGAUGAACUUUUACGGAGCCACAGUAAUAGCUGUAGGGAUCGCCUAAAGGUGUAUAAUGAUCAUCUGCCCACACUGUAUAAAUCCCAGCCCCUUUCAGUGUACAAAGACAAGCCUAACUCUUCUAAGGAUCUUCUGCUUCCUCUACACAGAGAACAAUUUCAGAGGUCUGCAAGAUCAGAAACAUUUGUCUCUCGGAUGCCAGAGCCUCUGCCUGGACCACCCAUUGGUGACCACUCCUUCACUGCUUUGCAAAUUGCAAAAUCCCUAAGUGAUAUUGACUUUAAGCCAUUUAAAAAUGAUUAUUCAGUUCCCAAGCAGCAAGCUCAAGGACGUAAUUUAAGUUGUGAAAUGCUUGAUCCCACAGAGGGGUGGCAAAGAAUAGUCAGAAUGAAGCAAGGACUUCGUCAAAGUGAAAGAGAGGCAUUUUCAAUGCAUUGUGUCCCCCGGUCAGUGGGAGAAUGGCUGAGGUUGCUGGGAUUGCAGAGAUAUGAGAAGGUCCUAUAUCUUAGUGGCUGGCAGGAACUGGAUUUUCUCAGUGACCUUACAGAAGAAGAUUUGCUUAAUGCUGGCGUGAUGAACCCUGCUCAUAGAAGAGUGAUCCUGCAAAACCUACCUGACACCUGGGAGUAGCAGAAACCAAAAUAAAUAAAUACCGAGGUUCUCUUACUACAAACACAAAAACAGCAGACGAAAAAAAAAAAUGUUUUUGUGCAACAUGUCUUCAAGAUGUUCCUGUGAAAAAGUCAAUUUUACAAACAUGCUCAGUGCAAAAAUGCACAAUAUUUAGGAGAAUGUACACAAGACCACAGGCUCUAAUCAGUCUACCCUGGGGUCUAAAAAGGUAUAUGGUAAAAGAAGCAGCUGGAACUAAUUUCGUCUUUUGAAAACAAAGUGCCUACUCCGCUCAAGCUGCUUAUGAAUACUGAAGUGUUGUGCAUGCUGUGUAAAAUUAAGAAGCUAAUGUUGUUGCUACAGGGUGAUCUUUCUAAAACCACUGAAUGUAUGCAUUGUUGGCCUCUCAGGAAAUGACCAUAAAGUGCCUGGAACUGGGACUAUUAUUCAUAUAUUUGCAUUUUCUCUCUUUUUUAAUUCUAAGCUGUGCUUAGCACUUUCUUUUACAAUAAAGCCACAUAUUCAUUGUGCAAAUAAGAAACAA